Rotaria sp. Silwood1 is the source of this 427-nucleotide messenger RNA. Lineage: Eukaryota; Metazoa; Rotifera; Eurotatoria; Philodinida; Philodinidae. The record is from the annotation of a GenBank genome assembly.
AUUGAUACCAGAAAAUAUUCAUAAUUCUAUUAAAAUUGAUGAUAUAGAAUGUCAAAAACCUUGUGCUCGUGUUACACGAUCACAUGUUCAUGUAUAUGCAAUACCAACUAAAUGUGCUUUAGGAUCUUUUAUUGAAUUAUUUGAAAAAGAUAUUAAUCGAAAACUUUAUCAAAUACUUGAACAAAUGAAUAUUGAAAAUUAUUUAAUGAUAAAACAAGAUAAAUCAAUAUAUUUAUUUGGUGGUUUUUCAACAAUAAUUGAUGAUAAUGAUAUAAAAAGUCAAAUUGAACGAGGUUUAACAACAAUAUUUCUUUAUGCAAUUCGAACAGAAAAUUUUCUUUCAACUAUUGAUCUAUUUAAUUCAAAUGAUGUUUCAUCUGAAUUAAAAAAUGAAAUUAAUUAUGCUAGAACUUGUUUUGGACUUUAA